Molecule: messenger RNA, 1828 nt
Organism: Exophiala xenobiotica
Lineage: Eukaryota; Fungi; Ascomycota; Eurotiomycetes; Chaetothyriales; Herpotrichiellaceae
Exons: 2
Coding region: 396-1412 (338 amino acids)
Molecular function (GO): protein binding
Source: RefSeq, a predicted model, not a curated record
CAACUAUAUGCGGAUAUAGUCACGUGAUCUAUAAACUCACUAUACGAUGCUCCGUACACAACGACAUGGUUCUUCAGAACUUUUCCUCCUGGUAGUCGAGGUGAAUAGGAAUCUUCAAGUUCCGUACCCCAUGAAGCGCUUACUCUGAUCUGGAGCCUGUUCUGUCAGCAUCCUGCAGGCACGGCAUCUUCCAGGAUUGGUUACCACAUUCAUUGCUGAUUCGUCAGAGUUGCAGAUCCGCUUUCGCCGAGUCUUCUUAAGGUCCUCAAUUGCUUCGAGGAUGUCACUCGAUUGAAACACCUUCAUUUGAUCGACUUUUCCGAGUGUCCUAGUGAAGCAACCUAACCUAUCAGCCUGCUACGCCGAUCAACCCAAGCGGAAUACCGAGCAUCGUGAUGGUUCAGGGGCAGUGGAAACGCGUCCUAGACGCAGAGGAUAUCAAGCGAUCGUCACAUGCCAUUUCGGUGGCCGGGGAUAGAGCUUACAUCUUCGGUGGUGAACUCCGACCUCGUGAACCUGUCGAUAGAGAUAUCCACGUGGUCAAGCUGAAUGCCGGGCAGGAUGGAUCCGAUAUCAUCUCAAGGAUCUCUCCCUCUGAGAUGGCUCCUUCGCCCCGAGUUGGGGUGCUCUCGACAGCGCUGAAAGGGAAGAUAUAUGUCUUCUCGGGCCGUGGAGGUGUUGCCAUGAGUCCAGUGGAUGAGAGCGGGUCUUCAUGGGCUUUCGAUACCGUUCAGAGUCAAUGGGCUAAAGUCUCGCCCAAGGACGGAGAUGCGUCCUACCCUGAAGGCCGAAGCUAUUACGCUAUGACCAACGACGGCAACGACACCAUCUUCGUUCAUGCUGGCUGUCCCGAGAAAGGGAGGCUGUCGGAUCUUUGGUCGUUCAACAUCAAUGAUUGCACAUGGAAGCACCUUGCUGAAGCGCCUGCGCCUGCCCGAGGUGGACCGUCGAUCGCAUUCUCUGAUGGAAAGCUGUACCGCAUGAAUGGCUUUGACGGAAACACUGAACAAGGCGGGAACCUUGACGUAUUCGAUAUUGCCGAGGACCGUUGGACAACGAUCUCUUACGUGCCUGAUGGUCGAUCCGGCCCCAUUUCUAGAAGUGUAAGCUGCCUUCUUGCUGCAGUUUUAGCUGGAACGCCGAUUCUGAUCACCAUGUUCGGCGAGAGUGAUCCUAGCAAUCUUGGCCAUCAAGGCGCUGGAAAGAUGUUGGAAGAUGUCUGGAUUUUCGAUAUUACCGCAUCCACGUGGUCAAAGUUGGAGGUAUCUGGAGCUGAGCAACCUGCUCCCAGAGGCUGGUUUGAUGCCGACCUCGUUCAAAGCUCAUCUAGGCCCAACAUUGUAGUCCACGGCGGCCUUGCUGAAUCCAACCAGAGGCUUGGGGACGUCUGGAUUCUUGAGCUUCGCGAAUGACCGAUGCAGGCUCCAAUAUACAUGAUUAGCCUAAUAAUUUGUAGCUGACUUGCAUUAAUGCAAUCGUCUGUGCUACGGGACUUUCUAUAUUGAUACGCUGCCCUAGGCUGUCCGAGCUCUCCAUGGCUCCAUCAACCCGGGCAUUCGCCAGUUGAGUAGGUGCUGGCCAUGCAGGAAGGUUUUGGAACACCUACACGAAGCCUCGGUGUACUGCGGUCUUACAGGUAAAUCGUGUAAUAUGGCGCUAGGGUGUCAUUCGACGACAAACAGCAGCGAGGACAAUUUGUGUGGCAGGCGGGCCUCCUGUUCAAGCGGUGCCCAACUGCUGCUUCGUCGAUUCAAGGACAUAGUACACAAUUGUCUUCCAGGGGUUCUUUUUCGUUCACAACUGGGAACGAGGUUAGCAUGUUUCACAG